Messenger RNA from Prosopis cineraria, 2695 nucleotides. RefSeq names its product ELF3-like protein 2. Gene Ontology annotation, biological process: regulation of photoperiodism, flowering. Lineage: Eukaryota; Viridiplantae; Streptophyta; Magnoliopsida; Fabales; Fabaceae. The record is from RefSeq and is a predicted model, not a curated record. The transcript has 5 exons. Bases 614 to 2695 code for a protein of 693 amino acids.
UCUGCGUGUGAAGAGCAGAGACUUGGUCACUGCUUUUAAACGCAUUUCCCAAUCUUCUCUCAUUCAACCAACACGUUGCUCCUAUAUUUCAGACUUCAUUUACCAUCAUUAUGCAUGUCUUGGACCUAAGCUAAUCUGUGAUAAUUCAACUGAAGGGGACGAAGGAGAUUCGUUGGGUUUUGCUCAAUCCCCUUCAUUUUCUAAAGCUAUAUAUAUACCCUUAACUGUUUAUAGGACCCUUUUGCUCUUUUCACUGAUUUCUUGUUUUAUCUCUAUCUUCUUUAGCUAAAACCUAGAAUUUUGUAAAGUUAAUACUUACUGUUCGGUUUUAAUUUCUUCCUUCCAUCUAAUGGUUUAUGAUCAAAACUUCUAUUUCUUUUAAGUAGAUCAAUCUGGUUUUAGCAUUGUUCAUAUAUUUCUUUUACUGUGUUGUUUUCGGGAAAGAAGUUUUCCUAGAGAACGUUAGAGCUGUAAUGCCUGCCAAGUGCUUGUUAUUUGUCACUGAACCAAAAUUCUCUGAGAAAUUAUACACGUGAGAUCUUCCGAGUUUGGUGGGAUUAAUUAAGAACUUUUUGUGAGUGGAUCGAGAGUGUCUAGAAGAAGAAAAAGAAGAAUGAAGGGAGGAAUUGAGGAGGUAAAGGAGAUAAGCCCAAUGUUUCCUAGGCUGCAUGUUAAAGAUGCAGAUAAAGGAGGACCAAAAGCCCCUCCAAGGAACAAGAUGGCUCUCUACGAACAAUCCACCAUCCCUUCUCAAGCUCUUGCUUCUGGAUCCCCACCCAAGUUUCCUCCUCUUCUCAGAAAUAAUUUCACAGUUCCUGCAUUGUCUGGCCAUGUCAGUAGCAGUCCAGGCAUCCAAUUCUGCAACUCAGGUGUAUCUUGUUAUCUGUCUGAGAAGAUUCAUGCUUAUCAAUCCAGAACUGUGAACUUCACCAAAUUGAUGCCAGAUGGUCUCAUCAGUUGUAACAAUUCUACAAAAAAUUACGAGCAUGGCGAUGCUUUGGUAACUCCUGUCGCUACCCAUGGAAAAAAUUCAUGCUGCAGCAUCAACCAGAAUGAGGAAGAUGAGGAGAAACUUGCUCACUGUAAAUCAAGCUGUUCACUUCUAAGUCAAAAUUCAUUCAGUAAGAAGGUGAGUUUAACUAGACCCAUAGAACUGAUGCCAGCAAGAUAUGAGAAGAACAGGACAGACGAUCACACAGAAGUAAAUCAAACAGAUCUCCCGGAGGAAGGGUCUGCUUAUCCAUUAACUGGUUUUGGUGAUAUGACGGAUGAAUCAUCAAUCUCAUCAGUCAAAAUUAAAACUCCUAAACCAAUAAAGAAAGCAAAUUCAUCUUUGAUGGAAGACUUUAGAAGUAUUUCAGCAGAUAGCCUGAAAAUAUUGCAAGGUAGCAAUGGCCUGGCAAAUGAAGAGGAUGCAGCUUUUGGGGACAAAAUCAACCUUAGGGAUGGUUACUUGGAGAAGCCGGCAACAACUGACGUUCAAAAAUGUCCUGAUGUUUUAGAAAUUGAUAGAAAGUGCUUCUGGGGCAAGAGAGACGGGCAUAAAAGUGAAGAUACCUAUAGACAUUAUGACGCUCUAAGUAAUAACGUCCCAGACUAUACAAUAGGCAUAAAAAUGAGAAUCACUCCUGAUGAUGUUAUGGGAGUUAUGGGGGAAAAGCAAUUCUGGAGAGUAAGAAGAACCAUCAUCAAUCAACAGAGAGUCUUCGUUCAGCAAGUGUUUGAACUGCAUAGACUGAUAAAGGUACAAAAGCUAAUUGCAGGAUCACCCCAUCUCUUGAUUCAAGAUAAGCUUCUAUUGAACAAACCUACACUAAAAGUAUCUGCUCCCAAGAAACUACAAUCUGACUCCGUCAUAGAACAACCAUCGUCAAAUGCCAAACUAAACGACAGCAACUUUGAGAAACCUAUCACUGUUGAAUGUGCUGAAAGUAAUAUAAUACGCUUUCCUGGGGUCAACAAUAUGAGCAAAGGCCCCCAUGUUCAGCUUCCAACUUAUGGUCAUCACUCGGGAAACAAUCAACUAGCCCUUCCAGCUCCCACAAGUACCAAAACAUCCCCAUGCUAUGUCCACGCAGCGCCAGGAAAUCAGUGGUUAGUGCCCUUCAUUUCCCCUUCUGAAGGCCUUGUAUACAAGCCCUUUGUAGGACCAUGCCCUCCAAAUGCAGGUUUUAUGGGACCAGUAUAUGGAGCUUGCAACCCUAUAAGCCUCACCCCAGGAAAUAAGGAUGUUCCAGAUGCAACUCAUGUUCCAUAUAUACUUCCACCAUCUACAUCUGCUUUUGCGCAUGAGCAAAUGAGCCCUCCCACAAAGAUGCAAUCUAAAGGUGGUACUGAAAAUUACCAAUCAACCGGGUUUGUAAAUUCUUCCAUAUUAUACCAAAGCACAUCUAACAUGUCCAGCCAGAUGAGUCAAGUGAUGUCAAGACACGUUACAAAUGAUAAUCACACAUCAGAAGAUAAAGAUUUACAGACAAGUACAGGAAGCAGUCCCCCUAAGAGGAUGAAAGGGGAUGCACUUCCUUUGUUUCCAAUGGCACCAACAUUUUGGGCAUCAUCGGAUCACCAGAAGGCCCAAGCUGUAAAAGAACAUCAGCCACGUAUAAUCAAAGCCAUACCUCACAAUCCCAAGUCAACAACAGAAUCGGCAGCUAGAAUAUUUAGGUCAAUACAAGAAGAGAGGAAGCAUUUAUGA